AUGGACAUUGAUAAUCCUCCUAUUCAAAUAUAUUUUUCAAAUGAUUUGAAAAAAUCAUGGUUUGAAGAGGCAUAUUUGUUAGGAUAUAAGUUUAAUAACAUUUAUAUUGUAUUUUGUUUAAUUCAUCAAGAUAAAUUACCUAAACUACCUCAAGAAUUAAACGAUUUGAAAAUAAUUGGAUCAUUGAAUAAAAAAACAAAGUAUGAUUUGAUUUUAAAAUAUGAUAAAAAGGAAAAUUUAUUAAGAAGUAAUGAAAAUGUAUAUUUAAUAUAUUUUGAUCCACCAAAUUUUAAGAAUUUGGAAUAUUUUUCAAUUAAUCCUAUUCUUUUACAAUCUAUGGGCAAUGAUGAUCAACAUCCAAAUGAAGAUCUUGAGUUAUAUCAAAGAUUAGAAAAAAACGAACCAAAAAGAAAAGUCAACAGGAAUCAAUCAUUUAUAUCUGAUGAUAAAGUACUUGAAAAGAUAAAUCAUCUUUACAGAAAUAGACUACGUUACAAGAAAUUUCAAGCAACAAGAGGUAGUGACUCCACGAUUAAUGAAAACCUAACAAAACCUAUUAUUCAUGGAGUACUCAUACCAUUAGUCAUGUUGAUUCAAAAAUUCCUCAUUAUUAUCAUAUCACUCAUUAAUUAUAAAUUUGUCAAGUCUUAUAGUCUAGUUGAAAUAUUUAAAGUCUUUAGACAUUUGGAUUUACGUUUAAAACAAUUUAAUUAUUUUCCAACACAAUUUUUAUGUUAUUAUGAUAAAAGUAUAUUAUAUUCACCAUCUGAUUCGGUAAAUAUUGUUGGUGGGUUGAAAUUACCAAUAUUUAAUAGUAAUUUAAAUAUUAAUAAUUCCAAUUAUAUUAAUUUAUAUAAUUCAAUCUGGUUAAUUAUUAAUGACAUUCUUCUUGGAGUCACAAUCUUUGGUACAAUUGAACAAAAAUUCCCAGACAUUGUACUAUUCAUUAAAGAGAAGUUAAUUGAAAAAUAUCUAUUUAAUGAAAUGUUAAAACUAAUAACUUGGAUAACUACAAAAAAUCCAGCAGGUUUUAAAUUAAACACGGAUUUGGGUAAGUUUCUCGGUGAUUUAUAUAUAUGGACCAUGUGGUUUUGGAAAAUAGUAGUUGAUCAAACAAAUACUACUAAGAAUUAUCAAUAUAUUUUGAGUAUUCUUAAAAUAAUGUGUUAUUUUGGUGGAUGUUCAUUGUUGAUAAGUUUUUUACUUGAUUUAAUUGGAUUAAUUACAAUUCAUAUUUAUGCAUUUUAUUUUUGUUCAGCAAAAGUAUAUCGAAAACAAUUGGAUAUUAUUAAAUCUUUAUUUCAAUUAUUUCGAGGUAAGAAAUAUAAUGUUUUGAAGAAUAGAAUUGAUAAUUUGAAUAAUUAUGAAAUUAAUAAUAAUGAUGCUUUUGAAAUUGAUCAAUUAUUAUUAGGUACUUUAAUAUUCAUGAUUUUGAUUUUUUUAUUGCCUACUGUUUUUGCAUUUUACCUUGUUUUCAGUUGUAUUCAUGUAAUUAUAUUGAUGACUUUUAAUUUGUUAGAAAAUUUAUCAAUUAUAUUAUGUUUCACUCCUUUAUUUGUGGUAUUGUUGAAAUUGAAAAACUCAAAACGUUUACAAGGUGGAAUUAAAUUUGAUUAUUUGGAUUAUAAACAUGGAAUGACAAUAAUUAAAUUAUCAAAUAAAUCAUUAACAUAUCUGGAGAUAUUUAAGAAUUUUAUAAAAUUAUUCAAGAGGGCAAAGAAUUUUCGUAAUUCCAUAUUGUUGAAAUUUUUAACUGGUCGUAUUAUUUCAAUUGAAUAUGAUUAUAAUUUGAAGUUUAAUUAUUUGAUGUUGCCACAAGAUUAUAGUGAAACAAUAAACGUUUGGAAAUUUGUCAAAUAG
Molecule: messenger RNA, 1860 nt
Organism: Candida tropicalis MYA-3404
Lineage: Eukaryota; Fungi; Ascomycota; Pichiomycetes; Serinales; Debaryomycetaceae
Gene: GPI1
Product: phosphatidylinositol N-acetylglucosaminyltransferase
Exons: 1
Coding region: 1-1860 (619 amino acids)
Biological process (GO): GPI anchor biosynthetic process
Cellular component (GO): endoplasmic reticulum; membrane
Source: RefSeq, a predicted model, not a curated record